AUGGCUUCUGUCAGUCAGACAAAGGCGAAUCAGUUUAUGCCUUGAAAUGAAAUCAAAUUAGGGAAAGGUAGCGGGAGAGUCGGACAUCGUCCUGUUUUGCUGGUUCAUGUCUGGCGACGGGGAUUAAAGGGACGGAAACACUGUCAGUUGAGUUUAAUAAAUGCUGUGGUGCACGGAGGCCCCGCUCGCGCACAAUCAGAAUGUCCCAUUAUACAGAUGAGCCUCGUUUUACCAUUGAGCAGAUCGACUUGCUGCAGCGGCUACGUCAGAGCGGCAUGACAAAGCAAGAGAUCUUGCAUGCCCUGGACACCCUCGACCGGCUAGACCGCGAGCAUGUGGAGAAGUUCGGCCACCGGCACGCCAAUAGCGGAAAUGGGGCAGCCGGCAUUAGUCACGGCAACGGCGUCAACGCCACCACCUCUUCCAACUACUGCACUACCUCCUCUAACAACCUCACAGCCUCUUCUUCGACGACCUCUACAGCCACGCAGACGGGUUACCGUGGCAACGGCCUCUCUCUAUCCCCUAGCAACAGCUAUGACACCUCCCCGCCCCCGACUGUCCCCACCCCCAUGCCGGUAGUAGCACCGAUGAUCCAAAAUGGACGGGACAGCCUCGCCGCUAUGCCCAACGGGAAGCUCUCCCCACCCCGCUUCGCUGUUAGCAACACCUCCACGCGGGCCUUCGCUUUCGAGCACCCAGAUGAGGAAGUGGACAUCGAUGAUAAAGUCGAGGAGCUCAUGAGAAUGGACAGUGCUAUAAUUAAAGAAGAGAUUAAAGCGUUCUUGGGGAACCGGCGAAUAUCACAGGCAGUAGUUGCCCAAGUUACAGGUAUCAGUCAGAGCCGGAUCUCUCAUUGGCUCCUCCAGCAGGGCUCAGACCUCAGCGGGCAGAAGAAAAGAGCCUUCUACCGCUGGUACCAACUAGAGAAAACUACACCUGGUGCAACACUAGCGAUGCGGCCCACCCCGAUGGCACUGGAGGACAUUGUGGAGUGGCGUCAAACCCCUCCUCCCAUUAGCAGCACCCAGGGCAGCUUCCGUCUGCGGCGUGGCAGCCGCUUCACCUGGAGGAAAGAGUGUCUGGCGGUGAUGGAGAGUUAUUUCAAUGACAACCAGUACCCCGAUGAAGCCAAACGAGAGGAAAUUGCCAACGCCUGCAAUGCAGUUAUUCAGAAACCAGGGAAGAAGCUUUCAGAUCUUGAGAGGGUCACGUCUCUGAAAGUUUACAACUGGUUUGCCAACAGACGGAAGGAAAUUAAGAGAAGAGCCAACAUAGGUAAUGUUGAAGCCCUCUGGGGACAGACAAAGCUCGAAUUUCAUGCAACAAUGCAUUUUGAAUAUGGACAAUAUAAUUAUUUCCAUUGCAUUGUUAUCGCCAUGCUGCAGCUGUCUCAUUCAAAAUGUGCAUUCCUCAGAAAUAUUGAAUUUACAGAAAAAUGCCUUUCAGGAAACUCAGAUGACAACCCUGGCCCAAACGAACACCAGGACCCCAUAGCUUUGGCAGUGGAGAUGGCCGCUGUCAAUCACAGCAUCCUGGCACUGGCGAGGCAGGGCGGAGCCAGCAGUGACAUCAAAACAGAGGUGCUGGACGACGAGUGAGAAUCUGCCCUUUGACGUGGAGCACGGAGGGAAGCCGAAUGUGGGGUUACGCAAUUAAGGCCAAACAGUUUGUGCGAAAACUAUGAUUAUGAGGAAUAUGGCCAGGUCGUGGAUGACCAAAGUGAAUGCGGAGGUUAUAAAGACUGUUAACCCAACAUUCCCCCCUUCCACCUCUCUCCUACGUAUGAUGCCUCAAUAGUCUUCAUUAAAACCGUUCUCCUACACGCAGCAGGUUGGGGAGGCACUGCGAUUAAACUGUUGAUGAAACAGGUUCACUAAAAACUUCAUGCGACAUAUCACCCUGCCAUCUCACACUUGGAUAGUGAAUUUCACCUCUGUUUUUCCUUCUUUCAGGAAGUCUUCUUUGCAGGAUAUAAGAGGUCAGUAUCAUACUAAAUGCUCACUGCCUCAGUCUCUCCAGGGAAAGUGUGUUGGGAAGCAUAUUCUCUCUCACUUCUUAACUUAUUUCUUUAUGUGUGUGCAGUCCAGCGUUGCUGAAAUUGCGUUUAAACAUGUACAGUUGUCACCAGGGUCUAAAGUUAACACUCGCCUACCACCAAAUGUGUACC
Messenger RNA from Sinocyclocheilus anshuiensis, 2170 nucleotides. Its product is annotated as homeobox-containing protein 1-like. Gene Ontology annotation, cellular component: nucleus. The transcript has 8 exons. Lineage: Eukaryota; Metazoa; Chordata; Actinopteri; Cypriniformes; Cyprinidae. Gene Ontology annotation, biological process: positive regulation of DNA-templated transcription. Bases 201 to 1601 code for a protein of 466 amino acids. The record is from RefSeq and is a predicted model, not a curated record. Gene Ontology annotation, molecular function: double-stranded telomeric DNA binding.